Molecule: messenger RNA, 822 nt
Organism: Vicia villosa (hairy vetch)
Lineage: Eukaryota; Viridiplantae; Streptophyta; Magnoliopsida; Fabales; Fabaceae
Exons: 1
Coding region: 1-822 (273 amino acids)
Molecular function (GO): catalytic activity
Source: RefSeq, a predicted model, not a curated record
AUGAAGAUCCUCAAUUGGAAUUGUCGGGGUUUGAGCAGCCCGCGCGCAAUUCCGAACUUGCGAAAGAUUGCUCAGCAACAGGAGCCUGAUAUCAUCUUCCUAUCGGAAACGUUAGCUCGUGUUGAUAAACUAGAGUCACUUCGUAUUGCCUUGAAGUUUGAAGCUUGUUUUACGGUUGACGUCGAAGGGCGGAGUGGUGGACUGGCUGUUUUGUGGAAACAUGCUGCUAUAUGUAGUAUUUUAAAUUUCUCUCGGAACUUUAUCAAUGUUUUGGUGCAAGAGGAUGGCAAAGAGGAUUGGAGAAUUACUUCUUAUUAUGGAUACCCGGAAAGAAGCCGUAGACAACUUGCGUGGGAUUUACUCCGUAAUCUCCAUGGAAUGUCUGCUAUCCCGUGGUGUAUUAUCGGAGACUUUAAUGAUCUAUUGUCGCAAGAGGAUAAAUAUGGCUUGCACCCGCAUCCAAACUCGCUGUGUGAUGGAUUUCGCCAGGCUGUUACUGAUUGUAACCUUGUGGACAUGCCCCUUAUUGGCCAUCAGUUUACGUGGAUAAAAAGUCGAGGUACCAAUCAUGUUAUCGAAGAAAGGCUUGAUAGAGCUUUAGCUUCGCAAGAGUGGUUGCUCCUUCAUCCGCAAGCUACCUUAACUAACCUCCUGGCUUCUCACUCCGAUCAUAGUCCGAUUUUAUUGGAUAGUGAACCUCAACAACGGAGUCGCAAGAAUUUUCAGUUUCGGUUCGAGAAUAAGUGGCUGUUGGAAGAUGAUAUUAAAGAAGUUGUCCAUACGGGCUGGAGGGGUGGUGAUGAUUCUGCCUUGGAGAACUGA